AUGGAGACCCGUCAGCAUUCCUAUCAUGUCAAAGUCCUGGAAAAGGAUCAAUGGGCUAUUGGGAACGUAAGGUCUGCCCUGGUGCAAUGGUCUUCGACUUUAUCAAUCAACAAUGCCGAGAAAGAAAGUAUCGUAAGCAGCCGAUACUUAAUAUUGCAAUCCUUAAUAAUAGCUGCGCCCAUGGUGAGACCUGCAUCGGAGGUACCGUAUGCGAUCAGGAACGCCUUCGAUGCCUCUGCCCCUAUGGGACCAUCCCACAGCUGGAGACCUUAUCAUGUACAAAACCACAGUCCGCCUACUACCAAGGGACACCCCUUCCACACCAAGUGCCUUUAUGCCAAACCCAUCACAAUCGAAUUCGAUGCCGAACUUUUUCGGAUCAAACUCGUUCAAUUUCGGUCCACACUUCGGAAAAGAGAAUCUAGGCGG
This is a messenger RNA of Ostertagia ostertagi, 429 nucleotides long. The record is from the annotation of a GenBank genome assembly. NCBI's taxonomy places the organism in Eukaryota, Metazoa, Nematoda, Chromadorea, Rhabditida, Trichostrongylidae.